GAGAGGCUCAUCCUGACGGCUCGCGGCCCCAAGCGCGGGUCCGGGACCGCAGCGGCUCUCAGCGAGGUUGGGGGCGCCCGGAGCGCGGGCUGCGGGCCAUGCCGUCGGGGCGGGCGGCGCUGAGAGAGUGCGGCGCUGCGGGUCCGGGCCGCCGCCGCCGCCGCUCCUGCUGCCUCCAGUGUCGGCUCGCGGAGGACUGAGCCGCCCGAGCCGGAGCUCCCCACAUGCUACUGAUUAACAUACACCAUUACAUCAUGGGCUUGGCAGGGAGCGCCCGAGAGGGGGGGAGAGGAACCCGGGCGGCGGCGGCAGAGGCGGCAAGCGGGGGGAGUCGGGGGAGGAUCCCCGGGCCCGGCCUGCGGCGGGGGUCGGGGGGGCGCGGAUUCCUAAGUGGGGACCAGAAAAGGGGAGGGGAGCGGAGAGGGAGGAGCCGGAUGGCGCAGAGGGGUCGGGUUGGAGGAACGGCCUGGCGGAGGGAAGAAGUUUUGGGAAGGGGAGGGGUCCAAGUGAAUGCCUGCCCUCUGCUGCUUGCGUGUUCCGGAGGGGCCGCGGCGCUCGAGACGCCGGAGUGCGGGCCGGAGGGGACCCAGAGGGCGCUUGAGCGGAGACGGUGCUGCUACCGGCUGCUCGUCCUUGGGAAUGUGGUUCGCCGACUCGGGUGACCCCUCGGCCCAACUGGGGCCCGAGGGUGACAGAGACCUGGGGUCAAGGGCGCUGGAGGCGUGGACGGGUUCCGGGGGUCGAGGACGCGAAGGGCGGAGGAGGCCGAGGGGCAGCACGCAGUGCUGGAAGAGCCUGGACGCCGGACGGCCCGGGUCCGAGGAGCGCGAGAAGUUCCCGGGCUGCUCACCCCUCGCCCGGGUCGGACCUUGGAUGCCCUUUGCUCCUGUGGGCGGCCUCGCGGCUAGCCCCACACCCCUCUCCGGCCUUGCUCUCCCCUGGGGAAGCCGCCUGACUUCUGGGGCCAGCCGGGGAGCUACACCCGGCGCGCGGGCUGCGGCUGCGGCUCCGGCUGUGGGCCUGGAACGGAGAGGAGCGCCGCCCCAAGCGGCAGGGAGGCGGGCGAGGCCACCUGUCAGUGCGUCUGAGUCGCCGGGCUGGGCAGCCUUUAUCUGGCCCUGCAGAGUGCACGAGGCCGAGGCCGGGCAGGGGGCUUCAGAGAUCCUCGCCGCGCACAAGAGGAUGGGGGUGGAGGUGCAGCGCCGAGGCCAAGCAGUUCAGGGAGGGCUGGGAAAGUGCCCUCGGGUAGUCUCAAAAGUAGAGGAUUGGUUAAAAAUACCCUAAAACCUAACAAUCGCUGUGCCUUCUAAUAGUAAUCGAAUAUUCACAGGAGGACUUGAUGACCAAAUCCAGGCUGUCUCUGUGUUUUCAGUGAAAACAGUGAGCCCUGGAACAUUUCUCCAGCAACUUGAGGCUUUCUUUAUGAGUACUUCUGAUAAAUUAGUGAAGCCUAUGCUUCAAAUCCUGCCUCCCCUACUUUGGCUAAUACAGUAUUUCUGAAGAUAAAGUAUCUGAGAUAUUAUUCCACUGAUUUACCACUUCCUUCUUUAACUCCAGCAUAUGUUCCUGGAUUUUCAAUCAUUUCUUCCUUCCGUCCUCAAACCUAGUUUCUGCACCGCUUAGUUCCAGUGAGACAUGUGACAGCACCUAACCAUCUGUUGGGGUAUUGAAAGGUCUUGUGGAGCUGCAAAAAUAUAGGUGUUACCAUUAAAAUAGGGGGACACGGGUUCAAGCCCUGGUCCGGGAAGAUCCUAUAUGCCGGGGAGCAACUAAGCCCAUGCACCACAACUACUGAGCCUGAGAGCCACAAGUACUAAAGCCCGUGCGCCUAGAGCCCGUGCUCUGCAACAAGAGAAGCCACCGCAAUGAAGAGUAGCCUGUGCUCACUGCAACUAGAGAAAGCCCACGUGCAGCAAUGGAGACCCAACGCAGGUAUUAAUUAAUUAAUUAAUUUUUUUUUUUUUUUAAAGAAAAGGUUAGACUUGGGUGACUGAACAGAAGUGCCCAGGAGUGAGGAAAUUUGAAGACUGAUUGAAAGUGAGCCAAACUGGCAUCUGUAUUAGAUAGAACUCUAUCUGUGUAAUAUUUGCCACUGGGAUCUAGUGUGCUUCCUGAAGAGCAGGCACAGCUACAGUAAAGUAGUUUCUGUGUUAAGAAUAUUAUUUAAAAAUAAUUGUAAUGCCUGCUCUCAUAAGGUCUGAAAAUAACUGGCACAUUAUUUGGCACAUAGGAGGUACCUGAUAAGUAUUAGUUUUCCUUCUUUGUAGGUACAAAUUAGAGUAUGUUAAUUUGCCUAAUUUACAUCUUGGGUCUGCCUCACAUAGAAGCAUGCUUUUUCAUUCUUCAAAGACAUGCCCCCUCAAAAGCCAUGUAAAAAGGCCGAGGACAGGAUUGCCAGGGCUUGAAUCAGGAUUCAAGGGGAUGAAGAGAGAGAUGUGGAGGAAGAAACUGCAGGACUGGUGACAGAUGGAAUGUGGGAAGGCUAAAUCAGGAGUCAGGUCUGCUAAGAUAGCAACAGUGAAAGGCAAGCUGGGUGAGGCCCAGGAGCCGUGGCUUAGGGAGACUAAACUUGAGUUCAAAUCUCAUUAGAAGUAGUUCAGAAAUAUCUCAAUGUUGGGAGGGGCACACAUUCAGAUAGGAAGCUGGUGUUCUGUUAGCCCAGGGCAGAGUGCAAAUGGCCAGCACCAAUUUCCUAUACCCCUAGCACGUUUUUAUACUGAUGGGAUCGUGGCUGAUAACUGGCCCAGGGUAAACCUGGCUGGGCGAGCCUCAGGUAAAGCACUGGGACUCUUGAGGAAUCUGCUUUCACUUUUCACUGAAGUUCUUACCACUCUAAGGAUAGUUUUCAAAUUUUCUUCAGUUCUUCAAUUUAGAGAAUUUUUCCAGAAAAAAAGACUUCUUAAGCACAGUUUUAGGUAAAUAGAAUGCCACUACCCAAAUGCCAUAACAGGUGUGAUUAGUAACUCUUCAGGAGUCAAACAAGAAUAUGAAUUGGAUGGACAUGUUGAAUCCAUAAGGAAAAGGUCUUUUUUAAAAAAUUUUGCUAAAAUAUGUAUAACAUAAAGUUUACCCUUUUAACCACUCUUAAGUAUAAAAUUCAGUUGCAUUAAGUACAUUCACAUUGUUUGUGCAACCAUCACUAACUAUCCAUUUCCAGAUCUUUUCCAUCUUCGCAAACUGAACUUCUGGGCUUGUUAAACAAUAAAUCGCCAUUCUUCCCUCCCCUCAGUCUCUGCUAACCACUAUUCUACUUUUUGUCUCUAUGAAUUUGUCUGUUCUAGGUACCUCAUAUAAGUGGACUCAUACAGUAUGUAUUGUCCUUUUGCAC
Messenger RNA from Physeter macrocephalus (sperm whale), 3328 nucleotides. RefSeq lists its product as uncharacterized. The record is from RefSeq and is a predicted model, not a curated record. NCBI's taxonomy places the organism in Eukaryota, Metazoa, Chordata, Mammalia, Artiodactyla, Physeteridae. Bases 511 to 1284 code for a protein of 257 amino acids. The transcript is spliced from 2 exons.